AUGUUAGCUAAUGAAAAUUUUCCACAUCCUGAUGGUUGGCGUUUAAACUAUAAUGUUGCUUUAGGCAAUAUUCUUCUUCAUCUGGCAGCCAGUAUUUCAGGUUAUGAGUUAACAAGAUUGCUUCUAGAAAAGGGAGCUGAUGUGGAAAGCAUAGACAAAGAGGGGCGAACAGCUCUGCAUAUUGCUUGCGAGCAAAAUUGUUUUGGUAAUGUUAACUAUGCCUGCAGAGUUUGGACAACUCCGCUUAUCGCUGCUGCAGACAAGCUACUUGAUGAAAAUUCAACUACAAAUCAAGAUUUGUAUCUAGAUCUUUGCAUGUUGCUCAUAGAACGUGGAUGUAAUGUUAAUGAUGUUAAUAACCAGGCUGAAACUGCCCUGCAUAUUGCAGUUAAGGCAAAAAAAGAAAGUUUAGUUCAGAAACUUCUUAUUUCUGGCAAUUCUGGUGCUAAUUUAAAAACUCAAGAUUUGGAAACUACCUUAGAAAAAUGGAAAAUUUUUGAAGUAUCGAAUGAAAAAAGUAUUCAACUAUUAAAGUAUGCUAAUUAUAAAUCGAAGCAGUGUCGUACUUUAGGAAACUUGUGCACUAUAGCUAUCAGAAAGAUCUUCAGAAAUGUGGAGAAAGAUGCUGUUCAACUCGGAUUACCUCAAUCACUGGUGGUACGCCUUAAAGACUUAAAGACUGGUGAAAAUGUUAUUGGUAUAUGUAAAAAUAAAAGUAACGCUUGGACUUUUACAGACUUUGGACAUUUUAGGUGA
Messenger RNA from Stegodyphus dumicola, 756 nucleotides. RefSeq names its product NF-kappa-B inhibitor alpha-like. NCBI's taxonomy places the organism in Eukaryota, Metazoa, Arthropoda, Arachnida, Araneae, Eresidae. Gene Ontology annotation, cellular component: cytosol. The record is from RefSeq and is a predicted model, not a curated record. Gene Ontology annotation, biological process: cellular response to tumor necrosis factor. Gene Ontology annotation, molecular function: NF-kappaB binding.